GAGAAGAGUUAGGAUUAAUUUUUGGCCUCUAAGAAAAUUGUAGUAAUUCCAAACACCUCCCACUUGGCAUGGUUCCGUUGGUUGAAAAAUGCCGCAGUCACCGAUUGCUCCGACGGCUGAGUAUAUUUUGAAGUUACGCAUAUAUUCCAAACUUGUCCAUAGAGGCCUUGUAGGCCAUAACCAAUUGAUGUUCCCCGUCGUUGUAACCUAGGGUCUCUUCAAUUCGACUUGUGUAGUUGACGCCUAGUAGAGUUUGAAGUCCUCAAGGAGGAUUCUAGAUUUCGAUCAUGGUGAAGGAAUCAGCUGGCGACGCCGGUGCGAAGAUAGCUCCAUUUCUGACAAAAUGCUACGAUUUGGUGGACGACCAAUCGACGGACGAGGUUAUAUCUUGGAACCAGACCAGCAGUAGCUUCGUCAUUUGGGACAUGACCCAGUUCACGGUCCAAUUGCUUCCCAAGUAUUUUAAACACAGCAAUUUCUCAAGUUUCGUGAGGCAACUCAAUAUCUAUGGUUUCAGAAAAAUUGAUUCAGAUCGCUGGGAAUUUGCAAAUGAUGAAUUUGUCAAAGGUCAAAAGCAUUUGUUGAAGAAUAUUGUUAGGAGGAAACAUUCUCAGGGCUUAGUUCCACGGAAAUCAUCCCAGCAAAAUAACAAUGCUGCUGAAGCAUGUGAAGAAAUUGAAAAUUUUGGGCUCUUGAAGGAAGUGGAGAAUCUCAAGAUUGAUAGGAAUGCACUCAUGCAGGAGUUGGUCAAACUUAGGCAGCACCAUGAAACCACAGAGAACAAGGUGCUUCUCUUGAGAGACCGCCUUCAAGGAAUGGAAAAAAAUCAGCAGCAGAUGCUGUCAUUUUUAGUGAUGGUAAUGCAAUGCCCAGGAUUUUUGGUACAGCUGCUGCAACCAAAAGAAAAUAACUGGCGCACGCCUGAAGCAGUGAAGAACAUGCUACAAGAAGUUACAGGGGACGGUGAAUCAGAUGCCUCGGAUGGGAUGAUGGUGAGGUACUGGCCACAGAAUGAUGGAACUUCAAAGCCUCUUCUCACACAAGCGUCAAAUUCAGAGGAAUCCCUAGAAUCUGAUCCUUCUUUUGAGAAGAUAAAAGAUUUUUUCAUGAAUAUUGAUUUCCGUCCGACACUGCCAAUUGAUGAAAAAUUUCUCUCUUCAGCUGCUAUCCCAGAUUUACCUAAUGAUGAAAUGCUGGAACAGCUUCUUUUAGCUGCACCUUUCUUAGAAAAUAUUGAACAGGAAGACAAUGGCUCGGGAGUUGUAUUAGAAUCAGAAAUUUUUGAAACCCAACUGGAUGAUUUUCUAAGUCUUGAAUGUUCACCAGAACAAGUGGAUAAAUCUCAAUACUCAGAGAUGGAUUCUGUAGCGCAUGAGGUUCACGUAGAGAUUUCUCUGGACUCGGUUCAUCUAACUGACCAAACAGGACUUCCAAGUUCUGAAACGCAACAGCAAACUUGACAGUAUAGAAGUUUUACACAAGCUGUUCUUAUAUCAAGUUCUUACUGCUAUAGCUCAGUUUUGUUCCUGUAAAUUCAAGUCAAUUUGCUUUAUUUCAUGCGUCUCAUAUUAAACUA
Messenger RNA from Malania oleifera, 1576 nucleotides. RefSeq names its product heat stress transcription factor A-8. The record is from RefSeq and is a predicted model, not a curated record. Gene Ontology annotation, biological process: regulation of transcription by RNA polymerase II. Gene Ontology annotation, molecular function: RNA polymerase II cis-regulatory region sequence-specific DNA binding; DNA-binding transcription factor activity. Bases 288 to 1460 code for a protein of 390 amino acids. NCBI's taxonomy places the organism in Eukaryota, Viridiplantae, Streptophyta, Magnoliopsida, Santalales, Ximeniaceae. Gene Ontology annotation, cellular component: nucleus. The transcript is spliced from 2 exons.